GGAAUGAUGUAACAAGACAGAAUACUGAGCCAGAGAGAAUGAAGUGCAUCAGGAACCUCACUUCUCUUCAUCGUCUCUACUCGACUAAUGUAGCCCCUCCUAUACUCUCCAAGGUGAAGCAGAAUGCUCAGUUCAAGGAGAAUUCAGCUGCAAUGGCAAGCCUUGUUGCUGACCUGGAAGGUAAAGUAGGAUCUAUAAGUGAGGGUGGAGGAGCGGAUGCGCGGAAGAGACACACAGGCAAGGGUAAACUACUGGUCAGACAGAGAAUCAACACUCUCCUCGAUACUGGCUCUCCUUUCCUGGAGCUGUCCCAGAUGGCUGGUUAUAAGUUGUACAAGGAGGAGGUCAACGCUGGGGGCAUCAUCACUGGUAUUGGGCGUAUAUCAGGACGAGAGUGUAUGAUUGUAGCUAACGACGCGACAGUUAAAGGAGGUACCUACUAUCCCAUUACUGUUAAGAAACACGUGAGAGCCCAGGAGAUAGCUAUGGAGAAUAACCUGCCCUGUGUUUACCUGGUGGACAGUGGUGGAGCUAACCUCCCUCACCAACCUGAGGUGUUUCCAGACAGAGAUCACUUUGGUCGGAUAUUCUACAACCAAGCGAACCUGUCCUCCAAAGGAAUAGCCCAGAUAGCGGUUGUGAUGGGUAGCUGCACUGCGGGAGGAGCCUAUGUUCCUGCCAUGGCGGAUGAGAGCAUCAUUGUUAAGGAACAAGGUACAAUAUUUCUGGGUGGACCCCCCUUGGUGAAAGCAGCGACAGGAGAGGAGGUAUCAGCAGAGGAUCUGGGUGGGGGCAUGAUGCACUGCAGCCAGUCUGGUGUGACUGACUACCUGGCUGUGGACGACACCCAUGCGCUGCACAUUGCGCGCAACAACGUGUCCCACCUCCACCUGCCACCCUCUCCACAACUCAAUAUUCUGGAGUCAGAGGAACCGCUGUAUGAUCCUAGUGAGAUUGGUGGAGUUGUUGGGACUGAUCUUACUAGAACAUUCGACAUGAGAGAGGUAAUAGCCCGAAUAGUGGACGGUUCCAGAUUCUCGGAGUUUAAAGAGAAGUACGGUACUACUCUCGUUACAGGGUUUGCUCACCUUCACGGAAUGCCUGUGGGUAUCAUCGCUAACAAUGGCAUUUUGUUCAGUGAGUCGUCUCUAAAAGGUUCUCACUUCAUACAACUGUGCUGCCAGAGGAAGAUUCCACUUCUCUUCUUCCAGAACAUUACCGGCUUUAUGGUCGGCAAGGAGUACGAAGCAGGUGGUAUUGCCAAGAACGGAGCUAAGUUAGUAACAGCUGUGGCCUGUGCCAAAGUCCCUAAAAUAACAGUUAUAAUGGGAGGAAGUUUCGGAGCGGGUAACUACGGAAUGUGCGGGCGCGCGUACAGCCCACGUUUCCUCUACAUGUGGCCCAACGCUAGGAUAAGUGUAAUGGGAGGUAAACAGGCUGCCUCUGUGCUGUGUCAGAUCAGUAGGGACAAGAUGGAGCGUGCUGGAAUGCAGUGGUCUGAAGAAAUGGAAAAACAGAUACGAGGACCGGUAGAAGCCGGGUUUGAGAAGGAAGGACACCCGUACUACGCGAGUGCGAGACUCUGGGACGACGGGAUUAUCAAUCCUGCUGACACACGAAAUGUUUUGGGACUCAGUUUGUCCGCUACACUCAACGCCCCAAUUCCUGACACUCCGUUUGGUGUGUUCAGAAUGUAAUGUUAGCAACUCGUAGACAGUAGUUAAAUUAAAUAGUUUGGGUCUUUGGUUAUUGGUACUUGAUUUUGUGAGUUUUCUACUGAUCUGUUAGGAUUUAUAAUAAUAAUAAUAUUGAAAUUGAUGUGAUAGAGUUGAUCUGGGUUUGAUUUGAGACCUCUUUGCCGUUAUUAUUCACUUUUGUGUCUUCGACAAUAUUUGCCUCCAAGAAUAAUUUAUAUGUUAGUAAUUUAUGAUUAUGUUAGCCAAAAAGCAAGCGUAAUAGCUGAACCUUAGCUGUGUUAUACUCGGUUUUUACUUUUAUAAUUUUUGACGAUGUCUAUGUGUUAUAAUUAUGAUAAUUUAUUAUUAAACUUUUUCAUGUAAA
Bolinopsis microptera is the source of this 2061-nucleotide messenger RNA. RefSeq names its product methylcrotonoyl-CoA carboxylase beta chain, mitochondrial-like. Bases 39 to 1697 code for a protein of 552 amino acids. Gene Ontology annotation, biological process: L-leucine catabolic process. Lineage: Eukaryota; Metazoa; Ctenophora; Tentaculata; Lobata; Bolinopsidae. The record is from RefSeq and is a predicted model, not a curated record. Gene Ontology annotation, molecular function: methylcrotonoyl-CoA carboxylase activity. Gene Ontology annotation, cellular component: methylcrotonoyl-CoA carboxylase complex; mitochondrion. The transcript is spliced from 8 exons.